AUGCAGAAGCGACGACCCUCGCACCUCCGAACCCCCUCUACCCCCACCAUCGAAUCACGCAUCGCCAGUGCCCAGCGGCGUCGCGGACACUGCCGCUGCCCCCAGCGCCCCGCAAACACACACCAGCGCAGAAUCUCGCUCGGCCUCCCCAUCAAGACGCCCAAUGCUACAGGCGACAACCCCCGCCAUUCCAGCCCCACUACCACCCGCUCCCUCCACCCAUCAACACCCAAGCGGCUACCGAAAAAGUCCGGGCCUGCCUCCACGAUCCAGCAGGAGCGCGACCUGGAGUACAAGCACCGCCACACAUUCAUCGGCACCGCAUCGCUAGACGACUUCCUAGAGGUGCUCGACGUUUCGCCCGAGCACACGACAAACAAGGACGCCAUCGUGCGUGCCUUUAUUCUCCUAGCGUCGAGCGAGCGCCUACUAGCCCGACAAGCCUCCCUAAAGCCCGACGGGUGGAGCGUCAUUGCACGAACGUCUGCCGAGACGGUAAACACCGACUACGUCGAACAAGCACACGCCAAGCUCGGGUCCAUUGUACUGCGCCAGUUCCUGGACCUAAUCACCUUCAACGAGGACGAGGAAGCAAACGCCAUGAGCGUCGUCGAAGCCUUUACAGCCGCAAGUCAUCUGGAUGCACAAGCGAGCAAGGCCACAGGAAGUAAGGCCAAAGCCUUUCGGAGUUGGAUGGUGAAGGCGCUACCCCAGUAGGGACGCUGAUUAUUUUCUAGGUUUUCUUUUGAGCACACCUCACUGCCCUUCUCAUGAUAAUGCGACACCAUGAUGCCGAAUGUCUUAUGUUAUUACUACAUGCCAUCCCCUUCCUUUCAACGCCCCUGAUAGUACCACCUUUUUGCGUUUCGCUUGCACAUCCAUCCCGCUCAGCCCAUAACUUAGUUGCCCUUCACCUCACCUCACCCUUCCCGAGAUAGUUUCAUUUCCUCGCCUUGUCUGUAAGGUGCGGCUAUCGACCAGAAUAGAUCAUUUCGAAGCCGAAGCCCAUUCACCGUGUAUUCACUCAUGUUUUCGUUCCAGUUGUACCAUAGCCUCCCACGCACCGUUUGUCUUUUAGCGUUGAUCAUCUAACGGCCAUACCUUCCAUGCCUGUCCCUUGUACUCCUGUAUCCGUCCUUGUAUCCUUUCCAAACGUCCAUGGUGGACUGUGAAUUGGUCUAACCCCUGGGUAUUUUAGUAAUAAUCGAAAAGUGACUUGA
This is a messenger RNA of Pyrenophora tritici-repentis Pt-1C-BFP, 1220 nucleotides long. The record is from RefSeq and is a predicted model, not a curated record. Lineage: Eukaryota; Fungi; Ascomycota; Dothideomycetes; Pleosporales; Pleosporaceae.